AAUUUUUCAUGAUCAUGAAAUUAGUGGGGAUUAAGGUAGAUGUAGUUUUAUAUCUGGCCUUUUCCCUAACAAAAUAAAAUAUGAGCGUGUCAUUAAAUAGUCCUUAAAAAUGUUUUUUAAAGAUGGUAUUACCUUCCAUUUCAUAGAUUGUUUCUGGGGUUUUUCCCCUCACACUACAAAAAUACAAGGAUACACACUCUGGCACAUAAAUCUUUGUCUUCAUUCCUGAUUGUUUUCUUAAGAUGAAUUUUGGAAAGUAAAAGAAGUGGAUUAUAUGGUAUGAACAUUUCUUAAUGUACAAUUUAAAAAACAUAUACCUUUGAAGAUUAAGGGCAGUUUUUUGUAUAUGAGCAGAUGGGAAGCUGUACUGCUCUAGCUAACAUCUUUCCUCUGAGCUGCUUCUACCUGUAGUAACUAUGGUUACUCAAUUUCUUGAAAAAGGGAGAAAUGAAAACCUUAGGAAUUCUCUGGAGAAGAUGCAAGUAAUAGGAUUUACUAAAUUAAGGGGCUUGGUUAUUGAAAUUCAGUCUAAACAUUAUAAUACCGAUCCCACAUGAUAAUACUUUUUUCAUUUGAUUAAAAAUUUUAAUAAACUUUUCUUUGUAACCUGUAGGAAAAACAAUCCUAUUAUACGUAGAAUUAUUUUUUUCAUUACAUUUAUUAUAACACGCAGUUGUGGGGACUAUGUCAAUGUUCAGAUCGAUAUACCUUCCACUUUCUUUGCUGUUAAAUGAAGAAUUCUGUGUAACAAAUGGGCAUUUAGCAGUUUUUCCCUCACAGUUCAUGACCUUUUGGUGAAAUAUUUGAUAUUAGCUGUAUUUGGUUGAACAAUGCUAAAUAUCUCUUAACACAUUUGUUUUAAAAGGUCUUGGUUAUCUUUUGGGAUUUUAGUCACUGGAAUUUUUUCUUUGAUAGUAGUAUAAAAUUAUAGGAUGUCAGUUCCAGAAGUAGAGAUUCAAAUCCUAGAGGCUAGUACUUGGAGAGAAUUAUUAAUUAGUACUGCCCCAUAUUAGAACAAUUUAGUUUUGGUUUAGUUGAGCAGUGUUUCUCAGAAUUUGCCCUAGCUGUCUUUUGAAAGUUUUGUUACUUGUCACGUUCAACAACACAAACAAGUGCAUGUUUGAAAUAAAAAAAAUUUAAAAAAUAAAUGCAUACAUAAGCCUUAAAAUAUCAGUGUGUUAUAUUUUUGAAAAUUUAAAAUUAUGUGGUGUUUUUGUAGAGUUAUAUAACAAAGGAAAAUUACUGAACCAUAAUGUUAUUUUGAAGCUGUCAUAAAGAUAGAUGCAAUAGAUGAUGUUGAGUUCUUCUUUAACUUGAUUUUGUAAAUGAAAUAAUUUAGAAUGCACUAGGUGAGCUUGUUAUUUAAAUGAGAUCUGAGAAGUCUGUUCCUUUUAAUAGUGCAGUGCUCUCAUAGAAUAGCCAUUUAUGAGUAAGUUUUAUAUGUAAGUGGGUUUUAUACGUAGAAAGGGACUGGCUAAACUACUAUAUUUUCUAUGUACUUAAGUUAAUAGGGUCUAGCAAAAAGCAUAAGAAUGGAGAUGAGCAGAAUUUAUGUUCCAUUUAUAGAUUUGCUACUAGGAUGAUCUUUAUAUCUUAAUCUUCAUGCCUCAAUUUCAUUCUCUCAAACAGAUGACAAUACCUACCCUUAUCUUCAUGCCUCAGUUUCAUGCUCUCUCAAAUAGAUGACAAUACCUACUUACCAUAAGUUAUUUUGAAAUUUAGGUAAUACUGCAGAUGUAAAAGUAUUUUGCAAAAAGUUUAAUAUCUUAAGAAUAAGAGGUUUUAGUUUUUAUUUUCAGCAAAUUCAUGUGUUUAAUUCUGUGUUUAUAGAGCUGUACCUGCUGGGAUUAUAGGAUUAAUAUUUGAAAUUCAUCCUUGUUCAUUUCAUUUCCUGUCUAGCCUUGACCUUUUCAGUUCACAACCAGUCAGUCUUUUUUCCUUUCUUACUGUUUCUUCCCUCCUAGAAGUAUCAUUAUUAUCUCCUAGUAUUUAACAGAUUCAGGUAGAAAAUAGCAUUGGUGUUAUCUGGCUACAUGUAAUAAUUUAGGGGCAUAUACUAUAAAUACCCAAGUUAUAGCACAAAACAUUUUGCAAACAACUGAAUUGUUAUUGUGGCAUUUAUACUUGGUCAUUCACUUAAACAACAUAUAACCACUAAAGUACACUUUGUCUUCAUUUCAGGUUACUUAUUGACUGUCAUUACAUUACUACACCUUUGGAAAUUAUAUUAGAGGAAAUAGGUAACUUACUGAAUGAGCUCACCUAAGAGCCAUGGAUCUGGUAUAAUUUUUGAGGUUAAAAAGAAAAAGUAGCACUUUGGAAUCUAAGACUGUGGCUUCAUAGAAUUGUUCUUGGAGGUUUUAACAUGCCUUUAUUUUAAUUAAUUUCAUAUUUUGAUCUUAUUUUGUUUUAGGGCUGCCUUUUAAAGAUACAACUGGAUUUGGUUUAUUCAAUUUGAGAAUAUCUUUUAACAGCUCCCAGGGGGUAUUUCUGAGUGGUAGAGGUUACAAGUACUCCACUGAACAACCAAGUUCUAAGUCCUGUCAUCAAAUGCUAUGCUCCUGUUCCAAAUGGUAACAGAUGUGUAAUAUUUGUUUUAUUUAAAAGAAAUGAGUGUAACUAGUAUUGCAUUAAGAGUUGAAACCUGGCUUUUAGCUACAUGGCAUGUUAAAGUACCUCUAGUGUGGCUGGAAGCUUGUAUUAACUGGAUCCAAGAAGAAAAUGAUAAUGUUCAUUUGAGUCAGGCACAAAUGAAUAAACAAGUUUUUGAGCAAUGGCUCCUUACUGAUCUGAAAGAUUUGGAGCAUCCUCUCCUACCUGAUGACAUUUUAGAAGUUCCAAAAGGAGAACUGAAUGGGUUUUUUGCUCUGCAGAUUAAUUCAUUGGUUGAUGUAAGUCAGCCUGCAUAUUCCCAGAUGCAAAAGUUAAGAGGAAAAAAUACUAUGAAUGAGCUAAUUACAGCUGAAACACAAGUAACCCAAAAGCCUUGGGAAGCCAAGCCUUCACGAAUGUUGAUGCUACAGCUAACUGACGGAAUUGUACAAGUGCAGGGAAUGGAAUAUCAGCCUAUUCCAGCUCUUCAUAGUCACCUUCCUCCAGGUACAAAAAUUUUAAUUUAUGGAAUAAUUUCUUUCCGUCUUGGUGUUCUCUUAUUGAAACCAGAAAAUGUGAAGGUGUUGGGAGGAGAAGUAGAUGCUCUUUUAGAGGAAUAUGCCCAAGAAAAAGUACUUGGAAGAUUAAUUGGGGAACUUGAUCCCAUAGUUUCAGUCAUACCAAGUAAUUCUAACCAAAACAUCCCCAGAAAUACAGAUGAUCUAGAGCUUGUGUUAGGACCUUCUGAUGAAGAACUCUUGGCAAGUCUUGAUGAAAAUGAUGAGCUUGCAGCAAAUAAUGACACCUCAUUGGAAAGAAGAUGUUUCAGCACGGGUAGUUCCUUAAAUAAUAUUCCCACAAGAGAGUCAAGCUUUGAAACAGGACUUGUUAUUUCUCCAAGACCAAAGGAGAAACCACCAAAUCAAUCUGUGCAUUUCACUGAUGGGGAACUAGAUGACUUUUCAUUGGAGGAGGCCUUGCUUUUAGAAGAAGCUGUCCAGAAAGAACAAAUGGAGACUAAAGAAUGGGAGCCAUUGACUUUGAACAGAAUCACAGAUGAAAAUAUAGCGAGAUCUUCACAGAAGCCUAAUACUCUAAAUAAUUUUUCUUUGAUUCACAAAAAUGGAAAUAAUUAUAAUGAAAAAAAAUUAUGUGAACAAAUGACUAAUGAAGACAAAUCCUUUAGUUGUCUAUCUGCUAGAGACCACAACAGUAGUGUUUUUUCAGUUCAUCAUAAUGUACCCUUACCCCACGGUUUUUCAAAUAAAGAUAAGAACUUAGAGGCAGAUAAUAAAGUGAAACAAACCAUCAGUUCAGAUAUACAUUCCUUAAAUAAUAAAGUACUAAAUGGAGAACUGGUCAGUUAUUUACCCAAAAGGACUUCACAAAUUUCUAAUGAAAAUGAUCACCAUUUGCAGGAUUGUUCUUUAAGAUCAUCAGAGAAUAGCACUAAUCUUUCUGUCAUCAUGGAUUUGUAUUCUCCACCCUUUAUCUAUUUGUCUGUUCUAAUGGCCACCAAACCAAAGGAAGUUUUAACAGUGAAAGUCAAAGCCUUUAUUGUAACCUUGACUGGAAAUCUCUCAAGUUCUGGUGGCAUUUGGAGUAUAACAGCAAAGAUUUCUGAUGGAACUACAUAUCUAGAUGUAGACUUUGUAGAUGAAAUACUUACUAGUCUGAUAGGGUUUUCAGUACCAGAAAUGAAAAAGUUAAAAAAGGAUCCUCUUCAAUACCAGAAGUUCCUGGAAGGUUUGCAGAAAUGUCAGCGAGAUCUAAUAGAUUUGUGCUGUCUAAUGACCAUUUCAUUUAAUCCCUCCUUGUCUAAAGCAGUGGUGCUGGCAUUAGAAGAUGUUAAUGUGGAACACCUUGAGAGCCUAAAGAAGCGAUUGAAUAAAUAAUUUACUAAAAUGAUAUUGGAAAACAAUGAAAUAUUUAGAAUUAUAUUUGUCCUUUUAUUUUUGAAACUCUUUGUAAAAGGGAAAAAGGGAGUUGUAUAGCCUAUUCCAAUUUAAAAGUGUUUAAUCAUGUUUGCGUGUUUGUUUUUUAAAUAAUUUUUUUUAUUAGAUGAAGGAACUUGAUGACUCACUGUUACUGAGAAAUUUGUUUUCCACUUACUCCAUAUAAGAUGAUUACUAAGGUAUUGUAUUGUUUACUGAUGUGUCAUAUUGAAAGAUGACUAUUUUAAAUAGGUAGUUGUAGUUCUAAUAUGUUGACUACUCAAAAGAUUUGUUUAUUAUUAUACUUAGGAAAACAUAAACUAGUAAAUCAGUAUGUCAGGCUUUCGGAUGUAAAUUGUUUUGCUGGUUUUUAUUUGCUGAUUUUAAAGGUUUGAUAUAUUUAAAUCAAAUAUGAUAACAAGAUACCAUUUCAGAGAAUAUAUUUCAAGGUUAAAAAACCUUAUUUUCAAUAAUUACUUUAACUGACAUUGAAAAUUUCAUUAUUAACGUCUAGUAUUUCAUUUUUUUUGGAUUAAAAUAAGGUAUUAUCCCCUUUCUCAAUUAGCUCUAUAUGUAAGCCUCUCUCAUUUUGUUUUGUUUUGUUUUGUUUUUGGAAGUGCUGACUUUUUUUUAAGGGAGAUUGUUUACCACUUUUCCAUUUUA
This is a messenger RNA of Miniopterus natalensis, 5189 nucleotides long. RefSeq names its product RecQ mediated genome instability 1 (gene RMI1). Gene Ontology annotation, cellular component: nuclear body; RecQ family helicase-topoisomerase III complex. The record is from RefSeq and is a predicted model, not a curated record. Gene Ontology annotation, biological process: resolution of meiotic recombination intermediates; double-strand break repair via homologous recombination. Lineage: Eukaryota; Metazoa; Chordata; Mammalia; Chiroptera; Miniopteridae. Gene Ontology annotation, molecular function: nucleotide binding.